AUGGCUUGUCUUAGAAAUAUGGCAUUCACCAUAGUAUCAGUUUUUAUAGGUGUCACUGCCACUGCCUUGGCUUGCACUCAAGGAGCGUCCAAGCUCCAUGAUCAAUGCUCUUCUGAUGAAGAUUGCGCUGCUGGCCUUCAUUGUUCAUCCUGUUCUCUAGAUUUUGAGGGUUCAAGAUGUGUCAGAGCAGAUGCAACCAACCAAUUCAAGCUUAUGAACAAUUCUCUGCCUUUCAACAAAUAUGCAUUUUUGACGACUCAUAAUUCUUUUGCCAUCAAAGGAGAACCAUCCCAUACAGGAAUCCCUCGGCUUACCUUCACAAAUCAAGAAGACAGUGUAACGGAACAGCUAAAUCAUGGAGUUCGAGCCUUAAUGUUGGACACUUAUGAUUUUGAUGGAGAUGAACCUGCUCUAGAUACUUUCAAGGAAAUAGAGGCAUUCCUGUCAGCAAAUCCAUCAGAAAUUGUGACAUUAAUCCUAGAAGACUAUGUUCAGGCCCCAUAUGGAUUAACAAGAGUUUUCAAUAAGUCGGGUUUGAUGAAGUAUUGGUUUCCAGUGUCAAAAAUGCCUCAAAAUGGUCAAGAUUGGCCUCUGGUAAAGGACAUGGUUGCCAGCAAUCGAAGGCUUAUUGUUUUCACUUCAAUCAGGUCCAAACAACAGACUGAGGGAAUAGCUUACCAAUGGAAUUACAUGGUCGAAAAUGAAUAUGGGAAUGAUGGAAUGAAGGGAAAUUGUAUUAACAGGGCUGAAUCAGCAUCACUCGAUGACAAAACUAAAUCUUUAGUUCUAGUAAAUCGCUUUGGAACAGUUCCAGUGAAGGCGGUCGCAUGUGAAGAGAAUUCUGUGGGCCUGAUCGAUAUGCUCCAAACUUGUUACGCUGCUGCUGGCAACCGAUGGGCUAACUUUGUUGCUGUUGAUUAUUACAAGAGGAGCGAUGGGGGAGGAGUAUUUCAAGCCGUGGACACACUGAAUGGGGAGCUUUUAUGUGGCUGCAACGAUGUACAUUCUUGUGUGCCUGGAUCGUCGGGAACGUGUAAUUGGAGAGGACAGAGAAAAGGGCUUAUAUAA
Dovyalis caffra is the source of this 1068-nucleotide messenger RNA. NCBI's taxonomy places the organism in Eukaryota, Viridiplantae, Streptophyta, Magnoliopsida, Malpighiales, Salicaceae. The record is from the annotation of a GenBank genome assembly.